AUGGGUGGCCGUAAACCGAAAUCUACACAGGAGUCUAACGACGAAGAGGUAAACAAUCUAGGUUUCAUCGAAGUUAUAGAGGAAGUCAAAGGGCUGGUUUCUCCAAUAGUCGGCAAAAGACCGGUCAACCAGCAAGAAUUUCAUAAGUUCGUUAAAUUACUGCGGAAGCUCGUUGAUCUCCAACUCGGAGCUGUUGAGAAGCACGCCGAUAUACAGGACAAGUUUAUUAAACUCCAAAAUGAAAAGACAGAAGUCCAAGCACGAGUCAAAUCGUACGCGGAUUGCUUGUCAAGGAAUUCUGAUGGUCUUCAGGAGCGUUUUCGCAACGCCUCUAAUAAAAAAAGAGAAACCUUGAUUUUAAUACCGAAUUCUGAGGACAAAGGUAAGGAGAACCCUAAAACUGUAAAGACUAGUCUAAUGAAAUUAUUGUGUCCCAGAGAGUCUAGAAUAAGCGUUGAUAGCUGUGUAGUGAUGAAAAAUGGUAGAGUGAAACUGCAGUUACCUAAUACAGAACAUUUGGAUAGGGCCCUACAGCUCAUUGACACCAAGAGAGCUGAAGGGUUCCAGUAUAUAGCAAAACGGAAAACCAAAUUGCUUCCUGUCAUCCGGAUACAACAUAUAGAUAAGGACCUCAAUGCAAAUGAAUUGUUUGAUUGUCUGUGCUCCCAAAAUGAAUGCAUAGAAAAUGCUAUCAAAAGCGGGGAAGAAAUGAAGAUUCUCUUCCCGAUACCAUCACGUUCUGACUUGAGUAAUUCUUGGGUAAUUAGAGUCUCCCCUAAGUUGAGAUAUCUUCUUAAGAAGAACCGUACAGUGUAUGUUGGACUUCACUCCUCUCCAGUUCUGGAUCAUGUAGGCAUACGUCAAUGUUUUAAUUGCUGUAAAUUUGGCCAUGUGGCAUCAAACUGUGUCCCCAAGCACCCAGCAUGCAGUCAUUGUGGGGAGGAGGAUCAUAAUUUCAAAAACUGUAAAAACAAGAAUAACAACGCCUGUAUCAAGUGCAUUAAUUGUAUUCGCUGGUCACAAUAUUCAAAAAACCAAAACUGUGAGUUUCAUCAUAAAGCUUCAGAUCCAAACUGUCCUAGAAUGAUAGCAGUAAAGCAGAAGUUAAUAGAAAACACAAAUUAUGAUGAAUAUGGCUACUAA
Molecule: messenger RNA, 1143 nt
Organism: Centruroides sculpturatus (bark scorpion)
Lineage: Eukaryota; Metazoa; Arthropoda; Arachnida; Scorpiones; Buthidae
Exons: 1
Coding region: 1-1143 (380 amino acids)
Molecular function (GO): zinc ion binding; nucleic acid binding
Source: RefSeq, a predicted model, not a curated record